UCCGGAGGGACGCCAGCAGCCGGGGCUGCACCCGUGUUACCGCCUCCCAGCAUCGCCCCCAUCCCUGCCUCUAGGAGGAGCAGAAAGUGGGGGGCUGCGGGUCGGAAGCCCCUGCUAGCCCAGCGCCCUGGUGGUCGGGAAGCGAGAAGCGCCGCGGAACGCGGAGAUGGCCGAUGAGGUUGACUGGCUGGACUUGCCCGGCCGGUGGACCUACGGAGUUGACCGCGGUGGGAGAAUCUUCUUCAUCAAUGAUGAGGAAAAGUCCACCAGCUGGGUUCACCCUGGUACAGAAUCACCCAUCCAGAGUGGAUAUUGCUUCAGCCCAGGUUUGCCCAAGGGCUGGGAGAUGGAUUGCACCCGGGAAGGAGCUGUGUAUUUCAUCAACUUUCUUCACAAGUUCUCCCAAGUCCUUCCCUCUCCAGAUCUCACUCGUCCGCUCCGGGAUGUCAGAGGAGGUCACAGUGGUUGUCUUCAGUCCAGCGGGGGAGGACGACAAGGACUCUCCGCAGGCAUAGCUGUUUUCUGGCUGGUUCCACUGGUGGUCCUUGUCCCCAAGCUCCUGUUGGACCCUCCCUACAGCAGACAGCAAUCCAGGACAUUCUUCUGCCCUUGGGGCCCUUGGCAAGCUCCCCAAGUACAUGGGAAGUUCCAGACUCCCCAGUCCUGGCAAAGGAGGGGUUCAUAACUUUCCACAAUCCGCGUGAGUCCCCGCUGGCCCGUUACUGUCGGUCUAGGAGGGACAAGCAGCUGAGCCUCCCUGGGGGCACCGGGGCAGGCUUAUGUCCUGGG
This is a messenger RNA of Hipposideros armiger (great roundleaf bat), 789 nucleotides long. RefSeq names its product pleckstrin homology domain-containing family A member 7-like. The transcript has 4 exons. Lineage: Eukaryota; Metazoa; Chordata; Mammalia; Chiroptera; Hipposideridae. Gene Ontology annotation, molecular function: protein binding. The record is from RefSeq and is a predicted model, not a curated record. Bases 167 to 685 code for a protein of 172 amino acids.